This is a messenger RNA of Fimicolochytrium jonesii, 4733 nucleotides long. RefSeq lists its product as uncharacterized. Bases 1 to 4449 code for a protein of 1482 amino acids. Lineage: Eukaryota; Fungi; Chytridiomycota; Chytridiomycetes; Spizellomycetales; Powellomycetaceae. The transcript has 7 exons. Gene Ontology annotation, cellular component: membrane. The record is from RefSeq and is a predicted model, not a curated record. Gene Ontology annotation, molecular function: ATP hydrolysis activity; ATP binding; ABC-type transporter activity. Gene Ontology annotation, biological process: transmembrane transport.
AUGGCUCCGAACACUAGUUCGUCCGACGGGACGGCAGUUGAAAAGGCCGUAGAUCAGGAGUCGCUCAUGGUGAACACCCUCCCCUCCACAGAGCCACCACCGCUCACCAACCCAUUACCAACGAAAGGCCUCGAGGAGGAGAAAGCCAACCCCGCGCCGGUCGUCACCGGAACGUCCAAGGAUGAGCAGUACCUCGUCCAAGAAGUCGAGCCGGCCCCAUUGCGCAAAAACCGCAAACUGCCACGCGGGUGGGGCGACAAACACGUUUCGCCGGAAGCGAGAGCCGGUAUCUUUUCUAAACUCACGUAUUGGUGGAUGAACGAUGUGUUCUGGGUCGGCUGGAAUCGACCCCUGGAUACGGAAGACAUUUGGAAAUUGAGCCCACAUUGGCAGGUGCAGCAUAUGCACGCGCGGUUCGAUGCGUCGUGGGAGGAGGAAAAGCUACGUGCGGCGGGCAAGGCCCCACCGGCGGGGAAAGGGAAGGGCUUCAAGGUUCCUUUCACGUCCUACAAAUACCCCGCGGUCGAUAAGGCGACAGGCAAGCCACCACAACCGGGGCUGUUCCGCGCUAUCUAUCGCGCGUGGUUUUGGCAGAUCGCACCUGUUGGUAUUGUCAAAUUCACGGCGGAUAUGUCGAACGUGUUCUCGCCCCUGCUCGUCAAGUACAUCCUGCAAUUCGUCGCGCGGAGUCAGUUCGUCAACAACGGGAACGAUGUGACUGGGUCGAAUAACUCGUUGCCACCAUUAGCUGAAGGAUUUGGAUACGUUAUUGCUCUGUUCAUCCUGCAAGUCCUGCAAUCAGUCUUGAACAGUCUCUUUUUCCAAACGUGUACCACGCAAGGCAUGGCGAUCCGAUCCUCCCUGACCGCCGCCAUCUACCGCAAAACCAUCCGUCUCUCCGCGUCCGCCCGCCAAAACUUCAACGCGGGAAAAGUCAUGAACAUGGUAGCUACGGACACCCAGCGUGUCGAGCUGUUCAUACAGUUCAUCCACAUCAUCUGGGCCGCACCCGUCCAGAUCACUGCAAUCGCUAUCUUCCUCAUCGUCCAGCUCGGAUGGUGCGCGUUGGCCGGGAUGGGGCUUCUGGUAUUGUGCGGGCCGCUGCAGAGCCGGGUCAUGGCGGUAUUGCGAGACAUCCGGAAAAGCGUUGCACCCAUCACCGAUUCACGAGUGAAAUUGACCCAGGAGAUUCUGAGCGGGAUCCGUGUCAUCAAGUUCUUCGCUUGGGAGAAGCCAUUUCUGAAGAAGGUGGAGGGUAUCCGAGACAAGGAAAUCCACCAGGUGCUGCGACGAGGUAAACUUCAAGCGUUCGUCCUCGCCGUCGCAUUCGGUAUCCCCAUCAUGUCGGCAGCCCUUGCCAUCGUUUUAUACGCGGUCACCAAUCCACUGGACGCCACAAAGAUCUUCCCCGCCCUGACUUGGUUCAUUCAACUUCGAUUCCCGCUCAUGUUCUUGCCGCAAUUAAUCGUCGGAUUGGCGGAUUUCAGGGUUGCGUUGAACCGCAUCACGGAGUUGCUGAUGGCGCCUGAGUUGGACGCUCAGCCAGAACGGGUGGACGGCGUCGACUAUGCUCUGAAGGUUGACCAGGGAGAGUUUGAAUGGGAGCAGCCUCUUGGUGCUCCUGUUGACGCUAAGGGCAAGCAAAAGGAAGGAGGCGGUAGUGAGAAGACUGGCGCCGACAAAGCGCCCGCGAAAGGCAAAUCGGAAUCGGCAAACCCAAUGUUGUCCGAACCCAGCGAUGCGGACGUUCCAAGUGCGACAUCAUCAGUGGACCAGGGCAUAUCCACUCUCCGCAACAUUUCCUUCACCGUUCCCAAAGGUGCACUCGUGGCCAUCGUUGGUCCCGUUGGUAGUGGGAAAUCGUCCCUACUCAACGCUCUCAUCGGUGAGAUGAAACGCAAGUCUGGAACUGUGUCCUUUUCGGGCUCCCUCGGCUACUGCCCGCAACAGGCGUGGAUCCAGAACGCGUCGUUGAGGGAGAAUAUCACGUUUGGACAGCCUUUCGAUGCGCAGAGGUAUCUCAGGGCGCUGAGAGAUUGCGCGUUGGAGCAGGAUCUUGCGCUUCUCUCCGAUGGAGAUAUGACGCAAAUUGGGGAGAGGGGAAUCAAUUUGUCAGGAGGCCAGAAGCAGAGAGUCAAUCUCGCUCGUAUGGUCUAUUACGACAGCGAUAUCGUCCUGCUAGACGAUCCGCUCAGCGCCGUCGACGCGCAUGUUGGCAAGUACCUGUUCGAACGGUGCAUAGCGGGCACACUGAAGAACAAGACGCGCAUCCUGGUCACUCACCAGCUUCACGUUGUCCCUGAUGUCGACUACGUCAUUUGCAUGAAGAACGGCGAGAUCGCCGAGAUGGGCACAUAUCAGGAGCUCAUGGCGGUAGAAAGCGGCGAGUUUGCAUCUUUGAUGAAGCGAUACGGCGGUAUCGAGGAGGGCAUUGGAGCUGGUGAUGGUGUGGAGACCAUUUCUGUGGGUGCACAAGCAUUGUUGGAUGAAAAUGACGAAGCAGCAAUGCAACGACUCGGGAAAUCGAUUGUGCAGAACAAGGCCGCUCGCCAGCUGAUGACCACCGAAGAAAAAGCCAGCGGAAGUGUCGACUGGACCGUAUGGCUCGCCUACGCACGAGCUGCCGGCGGCCAGAUUUUCGUCCUUUACCUGCUCCUCCUCAUGGUGUUCGUCCAGAUUUCGCGAGUCGGCACGGAUCUGUGGUUGGUGUACUGGACGAACAACCAAAUUACUUCGUUCUCCAACAAUCAAUACGUGGCCGUUUAUUGGGGAUGGGGCGUCUUCCAGACGAUCAUGAUCUACUGCUUUGGAUUGUUCUUUGCGUAUGCGGGCACGCGCGCUGCCAGAGUGCUACACGAUCACGCUCUCAGCCGGGUGCUUGAGUCGCCCGUCCGGUUCUUCGAUUCUACACCACUCGGUCGAAUCAUCAACCGAUUUUCAAAAGACCAGGAUACGAUCGACAACACUCUCGCUGACUCGUUCCGAAUGUUCAUCAACACCUUUGCCAGUACCAUUUCAACAUUCAUCCUCAUUAUCUACGCUACGCCUAUCUUCCUCGCGCCUCUGCUUGUCGUUCUGGUAUUCUACUGGUUUUUCCAGAAACUCUACCGUGGUGCAUCCCGCGAACUCAAGCGUCUCGAUUCUACCACGCGAUCACCGCUUUACGCCAGUUUCGGCGAGACCUUGGUCGGAGCGGCGACCAUCCGCGCCUACGGAGAACAGAAUCGCUUCAUUGACGUCAACGACGCGCGCAUCAAUGGCAACAAUGCGCCGUACUUUUUGCUGAUCACUGCGCAGAGGUGGUUGGCGAUCAGGUUGGAGAGUCUGGGAGCACUCCUGGUGUUCUUCGCUGGACUCUUCGGGCUUCUCGCACGGACGUCCUUGUCCGCGGCGUUGUUGGGCCUGUCCCUCUCCUACGCCCUGCAAGUGACGCAAACCCUCAACUGGUGUGUCAGGCAGUUCACAGAGACCGAAAUCGCCAUGAACGCCGUCGAGCGUGUCAACCACUACGCCUACCAAAUCGAGAGGGAGCCAUUGCCCGCCAACCCACCACCUCCGUCCUCGUUGUCCGCCAGCAAAGCGGACGGGUCCGCACAGCCCGUCGCAUCCGAGGUCACGGUCUUUGUCGACGUGCCACGGGAGCCCACCAAACCGCCACCGCACGGCUGGCCGACGACAGGCGCCAUCUCCAUCCGCAAUCUCACGCUGCAAUACGCGCCGGAUCUCCCCGCGGUUCUGCAUGAUCUCACAUUGUCUGUCAACCAUAUGGAGAAGAUUGGAGUCUGUGGACGCACGGGGAGCGGGAAGAGUACGCUUAUUCAGUCGCUGUACCGGACGGUUGAGCCGUGCUUGGGGUCCGUCAUUUCGAUCGAUGGACUGGAUACGCAGACGCUGCCGUUAUAUGAUCUGAGGAGAGCUAUUGCCAUCAUUCCCCAAGAUCCAACACUAUUCAGCGGCACAUUCCGCAGCAACCUCGACCCGUUCUCGGAAUACACGGAUGAAGACCUCCUCGUCGCCCUCCGCCGCGCCCGUCUCGGCGACGACGUGGUGGCGAAAGGCGGCCUGGAAGGCCCAGUCGCGGAAGGUGGCGAGAACCUCUCCGUCGGACAACGACAACUUGUCUGCCUGGCGAGAGCGAUGGUGCGCAAGCCCAAGAUCCUCAUCAUGGACGAAGCCACCGCGAACGUCGAUCUCGAGACCGAUGCCGUUGUGCAGAAGGUGCUUCGGGAGGAGUUUGCGGAGUGUACUGUGCUUUGCGUUGCGCAUCGCUUGAACACAAUCAUCGACUACGACCGCGUCCUAGUCCUCAAAGACGGCCGCAUCGCCGAAUACGACACGCCCCGCAAUCUCCUCUCCAAACCGGAUUCGGACCCAAAUGCGGUGUUCAAAUCCAUGAUCGAAGAGACCGGCGCCACAAACGCCGAGAUGUUGAAGAAUAUGGUCAAGUGAUCAUAUCUGAUGCCUGCCACCACUGUUGAAAAAUCCUUCCAGCCCUGCUUUUGGCUGGACUUUCGCACCUGGGCCCCUGUUUCGUGCCCAACCUACUCCAUUGGUAAACCUACCAAUAAUGCGUCUUUACGCCUGUUGAACUCUGUUUCAUUCCGUUUUUUUUGUAUCUUGGACAUCUUAUCUUGUAUGCUUUAUUCUUCCGUCUUUGUCAACUUGUACCAUGGUUGUAAUCACAUAAUUGGACACCCAAUGGCCGCCUCGCACUCUUGUGAACUACUGUAUAU